UCGAAAUAGAUAUAGUCAUCAUGUCGUUUCCAAAAACACAGCCUGAUUGGAGCAACCUUGACAUCCUCCAUCGCAAUACUCUCCCGCCGCGUGCUCACUUCUACCCAUUCGCCACGAAGGAAGCGGCACUCUCCUUGAAUCGUGACAACGCCCAAUUCCAAUCACUCAAUGGAACAUGGAAAUUCCGCCACGAUGUCUCGCCAUUAGAAAUCCCCGAUCGGAAAGAUCUCGACCCAAUAACAUGGGCCAAUAUAAAGGUUCCUGGCAUGUGGCAGCUUCAAGGUUAUGGCCGGCCUCUUUACACCAACGUCAAUUACCCUUUCCCUGUGGACCCCCCGAAUAUUCCAUUUCUCAAUGAGACGGGGUCUUACUGGCGCCAAUUUACUACAAACAAAGACUGGCAAGGACAGCAGAUCCGGCUACGUUUCGAAGGCGUUGAUAGCUCGUUUCACGUCUGGGUCAAUGACAAUGAAGUUGGCUAUAGCCAAGGCAGCAGGAACGCUAGUGAAUUCGACAUUACCCCAUUUCUUAGGGACACAGGAGCAAUCAACACAGUUGCAGUCCGCGUAUACCAAUUCUGCGACGGAUCCUACCUUGAACGCCAAGAUCAGUGGCUUCUCUCUGGAAUUUUUAGAGACGUUUACCUAGUCGGGUUCGCCAUUCCCUCCAUCACGGAUUUUACCAUUUUACCCCAGGUAGACGAGUCUUUGACAAGGGGCGUUGUCCACGUUGAUGUCUCCCUCCAUGGAAGCGACUCUGAGGAUGUCACCGUCGAGUUACGGAGUCCUAGUGGCGAUGUCUUGCAUGAGGGACAGAUGAAAUCGACUGAGAUGGCUGCCCUGACAAUCGAAGGCGCAUCUCUUCAGCUAUGGUCUGCUGAGAAGCCGAUUCUUUAUACCCUACUCCUGAUAGUGGGAGGUUGCACCGUUGCUCAACGAAUAGGGUUCCGUCGGGUUGAGAUGAAAGGAGCCAAUUUCUUGGUCAACGGGAAUCCUAUUAUUUUAUAUGGCGUCAAUCGCCAUGAACAUCACUACCUCUAUGGCAGAGCUGUGCCGUACGAAGAUAUGAGAGCAGACAUCGUUAUGAUGAAGCAGCAUAACAUCAACGCACUAAGGUGCUCUCACCAACCAAAUGACCCCCGGCUCUAUGAAGUUUGUGACGAGCUCGGCAUCUACGUUAUGGCGGAAGCGGAUCUUGAAACUCAUGGUUUCGAUUCUGAGCUUUCCUACGAUCGCGCUAAAAAGUGGACAUCAGAUAAUCCCGACUGGUGCGAUGCCUAUAUGGAUAGAGCUUCCCAGCUUGUUGAACGGUUCAAAAAUUAUACUUGCAUUAUCUUUUGGUCUCUUGGCAACGAGGCGUUUUAUGGAAGAAACCACGUGGCCAUGUAUGACUAUAUCAAAGAGAGAGACCCUAGUCGACUCAUCCACUACGAAGGAGAUCGUAAGGGUAUAUCGACCGACUUUUAUAGCGUCAUGUACGCAACGCCUGAUGAACUGAAGAAGCAUCUCGCCGAACAUUCAGACCGGCCAUUGAUUCAGUGCGAAUACGGUCAUGCCAUGGGAAAUGGACCGGGAGGGCUUGCCAGCUACAUCAACUUAUAUCGAUCUGAGUCGCUCCUUCAAGGUGGCUACAUCUGGGAAUGGUGUAACCAUGGGCUCCUCAAAAGAGAAGGCAGAUUGUCGUACUUUGCGUACGGUGGCGACUUUGGGGAUACUCCCAAUGACCGCGACUUUGUUAUGGAUGGGCUUACCUUCUCUGACCAUUCUCCUACACCCGGCUUACUUGAAUACAAAAAGUGUAUCCAGCCGGUAUCUAUCCAGCUUGAGGGUGGUAAGCUGCAUAUUCAUAAUCACUACGACUUCAUUGACCUGAGCCACCUUUUUGCCACCUGGCAUUUGGUUCAAGAGUCGGGCAACACCAGUCCCACGGAGUUCGAGCUGCCGCAGAUUGCCCCGGGGGCAGAAGCCAUAAUUGACCUUCCCGACUGGGGUGGUGAAUUACAUGGAGAUACUUGGCUCUCGAUCCAUCUCUACCUGAAAGACGAAACCGCUUGGGCGCCUCAAAGCCACGAAAUUGCCUGGAGUCAAAUAACCCUAUUGGAGAAUCAUACAUUUGAGCUACCCCCGGUGGUUGCCGGUGACAUCAAUGGGCCUUCAAUAUAUGAACAACCAGGGCGUCUAACAUUAACAUGGCCAGGCUGCAAUGAGAUAUUCACUUUUAAUCUUGUCGAUGGAAACUUUACUUGGGCUAAUCAAAAGGGCAUCAUUAUCGCCAGAGGGCCAGAACUGGGCUUAUACCGCGCCCUUACCCAGAAUGACCUUGGUUUUGGUGGUGACGGCAAAGAAUGGUUGAAGUUUAGGCUCGCCGAGACCAAAAUGCAUGUACGCGGGUUCACUUGGUCCGUGAAUGGAGACGGUACCUUGACUGUUAAGGCGACUGUCAGGGUCGCUCCUCCAGUCUUAGAGUGGGCAUGCAAUGCCCAACUUAUUUACACGCUUGGUAUGGGCAAUUUGUCCAUUCGCGCAAAAGGGAGUUUCUCUGGGACUGUUCCUCGUCAUAUCCCACGUAUUGGUCUCACUAUGUCGUUGCCAAAGGAUUAUAACAAGGCAACAUGGUAUGAGGCAUCAAUUGAUGAUCUUCAGACCAAUUAUGAGUGGCCCCAAGAAAAUGGAAAUAGGAGUGACGUACGUUGGGUUCAAGUCAAGGCAAAUGACGCUGUACUAGAGGCUCGUAUAGAUGUACCACUGAGCUUCUCACUCAGAAAGUACUCUAUGGAUGAUUUAGACAAGUCUGCUCAUCCCCAUGAGCUGACAGAUUUGGACGAGACGGUGUUGAACUUAGACUUUGCUCAGCAUGGUCUAGGAAGUGGAAGUUGUGGGCCUUUAGCGUUUCAAGAAGAUCGCCUAAUUCCUGGGCUAUUUGACUUUACUGUAUUCAUUAAAAUUAAGUAG
Messenger RNA from Trichoderma harzianum CBS 226.95, 2951 nucleotides. Its product is annotated as glycoside hydrolase family 2 protein. Lineage: Eukaryota; Fungi; Ascomycota; Sordariomycetes; Hypocreales; Hypocreaceae. Gene Ontology annotation, biological process: lactose catabolic process. The record is from RefSeq and is a predicted model, not a curated record. The coding region runs from base 21 to 2951 and encodes 976 amino acids. The transcript has 3 exons. Gene Ontology annotation, cellular component: beta-galactosidase complex. Gene Ontology annotation, molecular function: carbohydrate binding; beta-galactosidase activity.